GGCUCACCACAAUUCCUACAGGAAUGCAAAACUGUCACAGCGUCAUAUGAUUGGCUACAACGUUUGAAGAUUCAUGUUCAUCUGAGGGUAUGAUCUUCUGGAUCUACUUUUUUGCAACAGCAAAGCAAAGAGAUGAAACCGGGUUCAAAGCUGCAGAAGUAGAGCUUCCCGUCGUAUUUCGCCACAACUGUGUGACACCUAUCCGCCUGCUCCUUUCCGCCGCGAAGCAAUUGAAAGGCCGAAAAAUCAAGGAAAAAACAGAACCGAUGUUGACUGCUUCUUGCUUACACUUCAUAUUAUUUCGAAAAGCCAUUUUUCCUCCCUCUCUAGUGCAGACUCUGAAAAUUUGUAUGCGUCACAUCCGACCAGAACCAGAUGACAACUGAGAGAGACUCUACGUGGUCUAAGAGCACAGUCGUACUUGUUCCAUUCCCAUCUGUCAACACUAGUGGUUAAAGAUAGUAUAGUACUAUGCGACCUACUUUCGAACACCGACAAAACUAAAUUUUCCAAGAAGAGUUCCUUCGCAACAAGCCAAACAGUGUACAACUACCAAGCAAUCUGAAGAUUUCCACGCAGUUUGCCGAGCCCAGUUUUGUAGUUUCGACGUUGUACUAGCCGCGAACGGUAAGGAAAGCCCGGACAACCAGCUCCACGACUAGGAGGCGGACCACCAAUUAUCGUAGUUGGUUCCUCGGCUGCCAGAAUCAUCUUCAACAAAUUAAUAUCUUCAUCCGCAAACAAGCACAUCGACCGGAUCCGGAACGACGCAGCGGCCAAAGUUGUCGCGAGUUGUACUAAAAAGAAUACCCACUCGACUUCUUAGUCGGGCAAAUUUUAUUCUGGAAGAACGGAAUCCUGAACUUCUACAAUGUAAGUACAAGCGACACGACGACCUUCUUGUCCUACACCUGUCUCGUCUAGGGCAAUAAUUUGGCGAAAACGAGUCUGCCCCCGCGGCCGUCGUGUUUUUCUUCAAGCAGAUUGGAUUCCGAUUCAAAUACACAUACAUUUUCUCCCGCGCGAAUACACAUACAUUUUCCGGAGCGAGACGGAGCAGACUCUGUGCUCAGACUUCCUCCAGCCUUAGUGCUCAGUUUUGCACCUCGACGAGCAGGAGAUCAUCGAAGGACACCCACUCGUCCGAAGCAUCUUCAACCAGCAUACCCGUGCUGCUCUGCCAGCGUUUUCUUUACAUCGUCCUCUUCAUCCUGUAGUUCAUGUAGGUGCAGCGGCUGGUUCAUCCCCGCCGGUGGAGUACUAGAAUAACGACCGAUAUUAAUUUGUGUCGUGGUCGAGGGCGCUGGUCGUGUUCCUGAUCUUCUGGAGUAGAAGUGGAUCAUUUGUUGGACGGCCAGCACAUCAAACCUUCCUGAACGUGAAGUAGCAGUGGCACUAGUAUCUUCAAGGAAACAUCAUCGAUCACGACCUGCGCGUAUUGAUCAACACGACCGUCGCGUACUUAAGUAGCAGUGCUGGUAGGAUCAAAGACUACUACAGCACUCUGGAAGCACUUCGCCUGCGCGUUGUAUUGAAGGAGAGCCAAAGAAUAGUACGGGACUCACAUAAAAAUCGACAUCGAGCACGAAGACGACACCCCCCCCCUGCGAACCACGAGAUCUAGCAAGAACUUUUGGGGACAGACACAAGCAUUACUACGUACUAACAGUGCUUGCCACGACGACACCUGUGCGAGAAGAAGUUGUAGUCCAGGAAAUAAGUAUAAUAUAUCACACUCGCAGUCGCAGUUCAACUUCAGCAUCUGCAACUGGUGCACUAGUAUCUCCAUCCGUGUCGUGAAGAAAAUGCCGUCCUCGUCCGCUUCCACCACUACCCGCGCAAAAGCGGCCGAGCGGGACAUCGACAUACCGGACUCGGUAUGCAUUGCAAAAGUCUCGUUAUCGUACUAGUGGAAGUCGCAUGGCAAAUUUCCCCAGCAUGAGAAAUGGAAUUUGCCAUGCUGCUUUAAUGGAUACCUUGGGAACGAAAACGAGAUUUGUAUACUUUGCAUGACUGCGAUUAGGAUUAGCAUUAGGAUUACUACGAGGACGAUACAUUUGCAAUGCAUAUUCGGUGCUGGACCUGACAACCAAAGGUCGGUCUGCGCAACAGCAGCUGCGGCAAGUCCAGAAGCAGCUCUUUCCUGCGCAGAAACCCAUCGACCCAGAGUUCACGUCCGAGUACCUCGCGGACAAAGAGAACAGCAAGAAUGACUUCGGCUUUGAAAUCCACCCCGACCUACUGAUCGGCAGAGCCACCAUAUGGAGUUCUCAAACGUUACAUUCUCAUACUGUUGCAUAAGUUUUGCAAUGCAGAAUCCACAUCGAGAUCGACAUCAGCAUGAGCAUCCACACGAGAAAGCCACUCCGUAGCCAUUUUGGCUCAAGAUCCUUAAUAUGCCAACCCCUGCCCCGGUGGUGGGGGGGAUCCGCUGAGCACAGUUAAUUUUUCCGACAGCGACCCUCUGCGUGAGUAAAUGCAUACCAUUAGCCUUUACAGAUUGCAGUAGUUUAGAGGCCCGACGUAGUCAAUAGGUUUCCUCGACAUUUUUCGUUUUUGCUUAUUUUCUCUCUUCCGCUAUUCAGCAUUCGCAUUCUUUUCUCCUGAUCUGCAGUAGAGCUGCGACCCUUACGUCUGUGUGCUCCUGCUCCUCUUGGAAAAAUGUCCUGCGGAUUAUGUGCGGGCUGGUGUCCGUGUCGCUGCGCACGGUGGCUCGACUGGAUUUUGUGCGGGGCUGCGGGCACUCUUCCACGGGAAUUCGCCCAAGUUGUACAUCGUCAGCAAGACACGGCGGCGCCGGAGAUCGUCCCAGCAGCGACCGCCAUGGUACCGGACUAACCAGCCGACGGCGCGGCGAUGGUGGGCUACCCGGGGUGUCAGCGAUAAAUCAGGUCGGCACGGGCGGACCUGUGAGGAAGGCGGCCCCCGCUGGAGGGAGGUAGGUUGCAAAUGCGGCGGCGCGCUAGGAGUUUGCAGCAGUGAGCCGCAAUCCAGAUGGCUCGCUCCCGUAAGCACGCAAUAAAGAUGUGUAGGGGCACGCAAUAAAGAUGCGUUGCUGCCAACUCCUCCGCGCAAAGCAUUUGCGCCGAGCCAGAGCCAGGGGAGAGAGCACGGAGCAGAUGGCGCCGGGGCUUCUCGGUGCGCAGAGCCAGGGCAGACGGAUGGCAGUUCCAAGCGGUAUUUAGCACGUGCGUGACAAGUGGAACCGAAGCGGUGCGAAUCUUCUCUCCCGACGAGCAGAGGGGGAGGGCUAGCCACAAUAGCAACAAGUCCAAUAGAGACUUGUUCCCUAGCCUCGCAAUCGCGAGCUAAGGGCGCACAAUAGAUGCGAGCUAGGCUAGCCCCAUUCCGGGGCGGAGAUAGUUGGUGGCACGAGAGGACAUACAGCGGAAACCCGGAGAGAGGACGGCGACCCUCUCCGCGAGCUGAAUUCUGGCCGCUGUUGAAGAAGAUGCUCGCAGACGGAAAUCUGCCUUCGAUGAGAAAGCCCAGCCGUCUACCUUUCAUCAUGCUACGCCCACGACUUCGCGGCCACGAACGCUUGAAGAAGGUGAGCUACGGACGGUUUGGCAGGUUUUCACACAUGAGAACGCUUCGCGGCCUGUAAAUCCGUUUUCGCUGUCUUGCCAAUCAGGUGCGCUCUUCUCACAACUGUCGACGCCAGUUGUGACACCUUCUACGAGCAUUGUUGGUUUUCAAUCAGCAAUCUCCUCGUAAGCUAGCCAAAACUUUCUCGGACUCUGUACCCGCGCCUGUUGCUAUUUCUUUUGUGCGACAGGUGCCUGCCAGUUUUCCGUAUACUAUUUAGAAAGUGGGUUCUAGUAUUGUGGCGCCUGUGUUUUUCCCUGUCACAGUGUGUCUGCAGCAGCUCAUACAGUGUUAGCGAGAAGUACGGUAAAGAUAACAUAAGUGCCCGGGGAUGAAGAAAUACUCGCGAUGUUUUUCGCGGUUCUGACCCUAGAUCUCCUGCGGCCGUAGCUGCUUGCGGCGACGGUGCAAAGGUUUUCGAUGUGGCGCAGUCGGGUAUGCAUGACAAAUUUAUUUUGAAGGACUAAAAAGCAUGAAACUUCUCUGUGCCAAAUUUGUAAUGCGGGAGGUGCAGCAGGCUUCCUUCUUUUUACUUUUCCUAUUCUUGCAUCACAAAUUCAUGUAGCAGUAGUUGAGAAUGUAACAGUUGAGAAUCCCAUGCACCACGCGGCUUCUCCGCGCGAGGAAGUUCAAGAACCGAAUGAAGGACUACUGGACGAAUCGACACGGUCAGCCCUUUAUCAAAUGUAAAAGUGUCUGGGUCUGGAAACUUGUGAUGCUGGGUGGCGUCUCAUGAUGAGGCUACAAAUGCUGGCUCAGCAUGACAAGUUUCUGAGCUCCUAGGUGUUGCCUAUUCUGCAUGACAAACUGCGCUUCUGCAUCACAGAAAAGCGGAGCUCUUGGGUAACGUGCAUGACAGAUUUAGGAGUCAUGCCAGACAAGCAUGACAAACAUGAAUUCUUCCAGACCCAGACACUUUUACAUUUGAUACCCUUGUGGGACCAGAAACGGGGCUGGCAUUUUCAGGCCGACAGGGAUAAGGAAGAGGUGAAGAAGAACAAGCAGCUCCAGUACCAAAUGUUCGACCUAAACAAGCAAACCGCACCGAACAAGGACACCGGUCAAGUCGUGGACCCGCGGAAAAUAUCCUGUGCAAAAGUAUCGCACACGUACUAAUCGCAUUCAUGCAUUACAAAUUUCUUUCUCAGGUUAAAUCCGCAUUACAAAUUUUCUUUCUCAUGCUGAGGAAAUUUGUCAUGCAAUUCAUACGUAGUGCGAUGCUUUUGCAGUUCAUAGAAAACGCUGAACAAGCUGAACUUCGACAAUUUUUUGAAGUACUACAAGUACCAAGACUACGAACAUCUCCUCUACUUCAACACGGCGAAGUAUGGGAGUGUCACGAUCGAAAUCGACAAAAUCGAGAAACUUGCGAUGCACAAAAUCGAUGCCAGUUAGACCUACAGUUUUUAGUCGGCGCAUGGCGCAUUUCCCUCGUCCUGGAAGCGAAUCUGUCAUUUGUGUUUCUGCAUGCACCAUCGGAAGUGCGUUGACUCGCGAGGGUCGUGAAUGAAUGAAUGAAUUUGUAAGCUUAUCGGCCGUCGUGCCACCGGGACGUCCUGCCCGUAGACCACCAAUGUCAUGCGGUUUAGGGCAAAAGAGCUCCCCUCUGUCAUGCUAGCCACCAGCCCAAUUCUUGACUUUUAGCAGGACUACAAUCUGCCUCCUUUGCGUUGUUCUCUGCAAUAGAGUCACUUUUUGUGUCGCAUUUUCUGCAUGACAGAUUAUUUCGACUUUGUCGAUUUCGAUCCUGACGCUUCCAUACGAAAAAUCGGCUGUUUCUCAACCAGGACCUCAUCGGAUACUGUGCGGUUGUGCGGCCCGAGAUAUGGACAGACAAAAGUUUGUCACAGUCACUAGCUUGGAGGUUUUGCAUUACAAAUUUUCUUAGCAUCACAACUUUUCCUUGUAUUGCAGAAACACUUCUAUAGAGAGAGUCCGUAUGAAGUUUGGCUGUGAUGCAUUUUUACGCAUGACAGGCAUUUUUUGUAUUGCGACAAUGCCCAUCCCAAUGAGUGAUCGUGACGAACUUUUUUGUACUUUUGAUACGGGAAAAUGAACAGCUACUGUGCCUCGGACAACGCCGGCAUCGUCCAAUUCAAGUGCCUAUCAAAUGCAAAAAUGUCUGGUUCUGGAAGAUUUUGAGAUUUGUCAUGCUUGUCUGGCAUGACCAAAAAGUUUGUGAUGCGUGUCCAAGAAGAGAUCCUUUUGCCUAUCAUGCAAAAACGCAGGUUGUCAUGCGAAAAACGCAACACAAAGAAGCGCAGAUAUUUCUCAUGCUUGCCUGUGCAUUACAGAGCAUUCAAUAUUCCCAACGCAGCAUUACAAGUUUCCAGACCCAGACAGCUUUGCAGUUGAUAGUGCCGGUUGUGCCGGAACGCGAAACACAAACCCACGGAAUGGAGUUGCGAACACAACAAGGAAUCCAAGCACAAAACCCAGGUCGAGAAGCGGCAGGAGGUCUUCGAUAUCGUGAAGGAACUGAAGCUGAAUGUGUCACAUAAUAUGCACUGCAAAAGCAUCGCACUAGUACAAACCAGCCAUGCUCCGGCUGCCGCCGGAGCGCAAGGCUGUUGGGUCGGGGCAAGACUGUUUGCCGAUAGGACCACAACCCCGCGGGCCUAUGCACAACGAAACACAUUGCGCCGCGCCAACCCGCAGGACCACUUGCGCGCUUCCCGCGCCUGUGGGCGCUCUGCGCAGGGAGCAGCUGCAAAGACCACCGGGGGCGAACAGAAACCGCCCGGCGGGGGAGGGUAGCGCGAGAGGGUGGCGCGAGAGGGUGCGCGAGAGGGUGGCGCGAGAGGGUGGCGCGGAAAGGCGCCGAACAAAACAGCUCCGCGAAUGGCCUGCAGUGCCAAAUAUGGGUAGUGCCAUGCGGAUUCGCGCCCGCUUCUUUGUGUUUUACCCUCUCGCAGACCUCUCGCAGACCCUCUUUUUGGCCUCUUUUGGGGGUCCCCGCUAAUAAUCCGGCUAUACUCGCGGGUAGAGGUCGACAGAGGUGGCCGAGAGGUGGCCAAGAGGGUCCGCGAGAGGUCGCCCCUUAUUCGCGCCACCUCUCGCCACCUCUGUCGAACUCUCGCGCCCCCUCUUUUUGACCUCUCUGCACCCUCUGAGGCACUUAGGCGCCGCCUUAGGGUGGGUCCUUCGGCGGGCUAUACUCGCGCACCCUCUCGCCGGCCCUCUCGAAAGGGGUCCCGCGCCACCUCUCCACCUCUGUCGACCUCUUUUUUACCUCUUUUGACCUCUUUUUGACCUCUCGGCCACCUCUUGUUUACCCUCUGUCUACCUCUUUUUUCGCAUGAAUAUAAUAUAUAGUAAUCGCAAUACAAAUUGGCUCAGCAUUGCAAAUUAAAUUUGUAAUGCGGAUUUACCUAACCAACUAGAUUUGUAAUGCAUAACUGCGAUUACUACGAGUACGAUGCUUUUGCACAGGAUACAUAAAACAGGCAAGCAAUUUCCCCCAGAAAAGUACAUCUCCUGUGCCCGACCCUUUCCCACUGCGCCCUGGUUGAUGCUAUGACAGUGAAGAACUCCCCCUCCCCCUCAUUUGUCAUGCAAAACCGCAAAUCCAGUCGCUCCCUGUCCCUCGUGGCACUGUUUGCAUGACACAUUCCUGGGGAAGCCCAAACAGUACUGCACUAGGCGCAUGGGUUUGUCAUGCACAGGCUCCACGUGUGCUGGUGUUUGUAUUGCUGUUCAUGCAAUGCAAAAGCAAAUGAGGGGGAGGGGGAGCUGUGCGCUCUCAUAGAUGCUCCGCAGAAUAUAUGACGAAGUGUACAUGCAGGCCAAAACGGUUGUCUAUCAAAUGCGAAAAUGUCUGGGUCUGGAAGGAUGCAGAGAUUUGUGAUGCAGCUUUGGCAUGACCCCUGAUGUCUGUGAUGCAUCCCCUAGCAUCACAGAUUUUAUGAGGGCUUCCUGAUGCCUAUACCGCAUGAGAAAUACCCUCUCGCCGUCGCAAAAACUGGACCUCUUUUGCUGUUCAUGCAAUACAGAUUUUUGUAGAUGAAUCCAUACCCAAAUGCAGCAUCACAAGUUGCAUCCUUCCAGACCCAGACAUUUUUGCAAUCCAUAUUGUCGUUCACUGUCUCAUCUGUGACCAGAAGGAAUGUCAUAAUGACACAGUGGACUUUGCGAUGCUAGAGAAGAUCAGGGAUCCGUCGAAACACGAGGAGCUGCUCGACGAGUUGAAGCACGGGAGCAUGAAAGGGGGAACAAAUAAACACAAAAAACAACUUAUGCAUUGCAAAAGUAUCGUACUAGCAAUAUUUAUAAUUCGCAUCACAAAUUUUGGCAAUAGCAGAAGCGGUAUUGGUCAUGCUGAUUUAGCUUAGAAAUCACAUUUGUCAUGCAUGACCGCAAUUUGUACGAGUGCGAUACUUUUGCAGAGCAUACAACUGCAGUGGACGUACAAGGUCGACAGGAAGGAUACCUACAACAAGCGAUUUAUCCUAGGUAAAAACGUCCCCACCCCAGAGUCACGAUGGGCAUUUUGCAACACAAACCUAGGAGUUUUCGAAGUGACGCAUGACAAGUUGCAGUGCGUAAGGUAGUGCAAGUUAGGAAGGACAGCCGCAUUACAAAUCGAUCUGCUUGUCCUCUGUACAGCAUUACAAAUUCCCAAACACGAUCGAAAACGCUUGUCAUGGGGAUGCGCAUCACAAAUGUUUCUGUCACGGCAAAUCUGCAUGACAGCUCUGGGGUGGGGGCGUUUUUACACAGGAUGCGACUUCUGAGGGAGGCGGACGAGGCGAUGGCAAAGGCUGAGAAAAUCCGUGCA
Amoebophrya sp. A120 is the source of this 8365-nucleotide messenger RNA. Lineage: Eukaryota; Dinophyceae; Syndiniales; Amoebophryaceae. The record is from the annotation of a GenBank genome assembly.